Messenger RNA from Topomyia yanbarensis, 2201 nucleotides. RefSeq lists its product as uncharacterized. The coding region runs from base 1 to 1725 and encodes 574 amino acids. NCBI's taxonomy places the organism in Eukaryota, Metazoa, Arthropoda, Insecta, Diptera, Culicidae. The record is from RefSeq and is a predicted model, not a curated record. The transcript has 2 exons.
AUGGAACAGGAGAGACGUAAAUUAGAAUUGUACUUAUUGUUGAGCCAGAGCGCAUACGCUCUGAUAUUAGCUUUGCUAAAAGCAGCGCAAAAUGGUAGUCCGCAAAUUCAAUCGGCGAUCAAACAAAAAAUGGUGCCACUUUUUGAGGCUUUGCGGCUGUUUUUGAAGGGAAGGUCCGUUUGGCACGAACAUCGAAUGACACCGACGCCCCGCAGAAAGCUCGAACCAUCCAGAAGUAUUCGGGACAUGAGUGCUGCCUUCAGCAGAUCCAAGAUCGGCCGUGGUGCGCACAGUUCUCCGUAUUCCUAUACGGCGAUUCCGGCAGGUGGCACACCGAUGCGGCCACAUACUAGAGCGCAUAUCGAGAAGCAAAUUACUUCUCAGCGACCAAACCUCCUUCAAGUGCCGCGAAAUGCAGAAUUCAUCCAGAGUACGCACCGAGGGCAAACUCCCCUAUCAUCCGGGUUAAUGCAAACGCCUCACCGACAAGGUCUUCCCCAAAUGCCUCGGAUUCUAAUACAACAAGCUCCGCCGUCAUCUGGGCUAAUGGAGACUCCUCGCCGACAAAAUCUUCCUCAAGUGCCUCGAAUUCUAAUACAACAAAGUCCGGAAAUAAGUCCACUAGCGUAUCGGAAACAAGCACGACAAUCACCUGAGCGAUGCUAUGGAAAAAUUCAACCUCGACGCCUUGUGGAGGCGUUUGAUUCACCCCAGAACCAACGUACACUAGACGACAGUUUUCAAGAAACACAGACGCCAACACCGUUCUAUCCUCCAGACUCUUCGGAUCCUCACAAUAGGAUUCUCGAUCCCGACGAAAGCAUCGUUAUGCAACCGAACUCUCCUGGCCUGCUAAACAGCACCUUUCUAUCGGAAUAUUCGCCAACUCCCGAGGACAGUCUACAGGCAUCACAGACUCCCACGCAGUACUACAGAACACACCCAUCCUUGCCCACUCCAGAACAAAGCAUCCCAAUAUCGUCGCAAACUACAGGCGACAGUAUUCAGGUGCCACAGACUCCCGUGUCACAAUCUUCAGAUCUCCAGAACAGCCCUGUUGAGCCUCCGUCACCCUAUGAUCCCGAUGAAAGCAUCCUUAUGCAACCGAAUACCACUGGCCUGCUGAACAGCACCUUUCAAUCGCAACAUUCCCAAACUCCCGACGACAGUUCUCAGACUCCGAUGCGGUUCUACGGUACGCGCUCACCCUCGCACAGUCUGGAUAAAAGCUUUUUGCAAUCGUCGCAAUUAUCUAGCCAACGUUUUCCGGUUCUACAUAAGCUGCUCGGAGUUUUCUCCGAAACGGAUGAUAAAGCCCUCUAUUCCCAGCGUACGGUUCCGAUACUGGACGAUCCGAACUACAGAACUCGUUUGUUGCGGGAGAUUGACGAGAUGAUUGGCUUGACUUCCGAUAACAUGUACAGCUGGGGGAACGAUACGCUUGACAGUCGCCUCGGCCGAAUUGAGGUUGACGUGGGACACCUGCUGGAACAGUUUACCCGAUUGGAAAAAAGGCCGGAUGCCGAACCAAAAACUGGCGACAACGGUGAACUGAAGUCCGGUAACGACGGUGAUCCGAAGUCCGUCGGCGAUGAUGAACCGACGUCUGUCGAGGAUGGUGCACAGAUGUCCGUCGAUGUUGAAGAAACGACGAAAGAGCAGGAACCUGUUGAAGAGAAGGAAGAAAACGAUCCAAAUUCGACUAGUGAUAAAAUUACAGCUUAACAAAUUAUAAAAUAUAUGUUUUAAUCGAACUCACCUAAAAAUUGAAGACAUGUUUACGUUUUCAGUCUUUCCCACUCAAGCAGGCUGAACACAAAAAGCCACACGUUCUGCAUCAUAAUUCGCCAGGAAUAAUUAAAAAGGCCGACAAAUCUAAUCUCGCCGGCUUUUGCCGUUCACUAGCGAAAGGGUUCGUGACUUGGCGACCGGAUAUACAAUGCAUCAGCAAUGAUUCGUUACAGAGUUACAACCAAUAAAGUGAGGGAGACGCUAAGUAUUUUAUCGGUCAAUUUAAUUUAAUCGGUGACGCUAACCACAAUCCUCACCACCACCCAUCUGAUACUGGCAUCAUACGAUGGGGUUACACCUGUUCUGGCAGCCUCUAAAUUAGCAUCAACCGGCGUAUUGUGCCCAUGUACAGGAAUAGAAGCUUCCAGGAGUGAGCUGCAAAUCAGAAACGGAUCGAUGAUAAUAAAGCG